This is a messenger RNA of Mercurialis annua (annual mercury), 2096 nucleotides long. RefSeq names its product long chain base biosynthesis protein 1. Gene Ontology annotation, cellular component: endoplasmic reticulum. Gene Ontology annotation, molecular function: pyridoxal phosphate binding; serine C-palmitoyltransferase activity. Lineage: Eukaryota; Viridiplantae; Streptophyta; Magnoliopsida; Malpighiales; Euphorbiaceae. The coding region runs from base 296 to 1750 and encodes 484 amino acids. The transcript has 13 exons. The record is from RefSeq and is a predicted model, not a curated record. Gene Ontology annotation, biological process: sphingosine biosynthetic process; ceramide biosynthetic process.
CUUAAACUACACAGUUUUGAUAAAGAACGCCUUCAUCUGAACACAAACUGAAAACACGAAACAGAUCAAUCGUCUCUUCCUUGCCGCUGCUUCAGUGUCCAUUUCCGCCCCCUGCCGCCGCUGCCGCCUGCGUUUUUUCCGUCCGCAUCCGCUGAUUCUUAUCUUCUAUAGCUUCCGCUUCUGCUGGUUGGGAGGACAGGGAUUUGAAUGCUGAAUUGCUGAUACUUGAAGACGUCAUAUGAUAAUAACAUAAUACACAUUCUUGAUGAAAUAAUAUAUCCACAUUGAGGAGCAAAUGGAAUCGAUUUUCAUUUCAAACAUUAUUAAUUCUACAUUUGGGUGGGUGAAGGUGGCUCUGGAUGCUCCCUCUGCUCGAGCUGUCGUUUUUGGAGUUCAUAUUGGAGGACAUCUUUUCGUUGAGGGUCUUCUUCUAGUGGUCAUUCUUUUUCUCCUUUCACAAAAGAGUUACAAGCCUCCUAAACGCCCAUUAACAAAGAAGGAAAUAGAUGAAUUAUGUCACGAAUGGGUUCCAGAACCCCUCAUCCCUCCUAUUACGGAAGAGAUGCAAUACGACCCCCCCGUUUUGGAGAGUGCUGCAGGGCCACAUACUAUAAUCAAUGGCAAAGAAGUUGUGAACUUUGCUUCAGCCAACUAUCUUGGACUAAUAGGUCAUGAGAAAUUACUUGAGUCGUGCACCUCCGCAUUGGAAAAAUACGGUGUUGGUUCUUGUGGUCCACGUGGAUUCUACGGAACAAUUGAUGUCCACCUUGAUUGUGAGGCCAGAAUAGCUAAGUUCUUGGGGACUCCUGAUUCAAUUCUGUAUUCUUACGGACUUUCUACCAUGUUUAGUGCAAUACCAUGUUUCUGCAAAAGAGGAGAUAUCAUAGUUGUUGAUGAGGGAGUCCACUGGGGAAUACAAAACGGCCUUCAUCUUUCUAGAAGCACCAUUGUGUAUUUUAAGCAUAAUGACAUGGAAUCAUUACGAAAUACUUUGGAGAAAAUAACUGCAGAGAAUAAGAGUGCUAAGCAAUUGCGUCGCUACAUCAUAGUUGAAGCAGUAUAUCAGAAUUCUGGCCAAAUUGCUCCAUUAGACGAGAUCAUCAGGUUGAAGGAGAAAUACCGCUUCCGUGUUCUGUUGGAUGAGAGCAAUUCAUUUGGUGUGCUUGGCAGGCUUGGAAAAGGUCUAACAGAAUACUAUGGGGUUCCAGUUGAGAAGAUUGAUAUUAUAACUGCAGCUAUGGGGCAUGCAUUAGCCACUGAAGGAGGAUUCUGCACUGGAAGUGCUAGAGUCAUUGAUCACCAACGAUUAAGCAGCUCUGGAUAUGUUUUUUCUGCUUCUCUGCCUCCAUAUCUUGCAAGUGCUGCAAUUACUGCAAUUGACCUCCUGGAGGAUAAUCCUGCUCUAAUUAACAAUCUGAAAGAAAACAUUGCUAUAUUAUGGAAAGGGUUGUCCAACCUACAUGGACUCUCUAUAGCAAGCAAUCCAGAAUCCCCGAUUGUUUUUCUGAGACUAGAGAAAAGCACAGGUUCUUUGAAAGGUGACAUAAAGAUACUUGAAGAUAUUGCUGACCGCGCAUUGAAGGAAGACUCUGUAUUUGUAGUAGUUUCCAAAAGAUCAACACUAGAUAAAUGCCGUUUGCCCAUAGGAAUCAAAUUGUUUGUUUCGGCUGCCCAUUCCAAAGAUGAUAUGCUGAAGGCGUGUGAAUCUUUGCAGAGAGUUUCAGCAUUGGUGCAGAGGAGUAAUAAUUGAUUGUUGCGUGUCAGCACAUUUCAUGUCAAUGGAACUUCUAGAUCUUUCUUCGUCGGCCUAACAUUUUUGAAGGAACGAAUUUGAGUAGGGGAGGCCUGCCGAUGUUCCUUCAUAGGUAAAGGGAAUUAUUUCCCAAUUCUUGUUCAUUUUGUAAUGGACAAAAUCAUGAAAAUCGUAUCAUUGUUGAUGAAAAAGUAUGAGUUAAAUUUUAUCUGUGGAUGGUUGUAGUUUAUGAUGCACGUAGACUUUGAGAAAGCUGUUUUCCCUGUCACGGAUUAUCAUUUCUCUUAUCCAAUGUAAUAAUGUAAUCAUAUGAUCAAAUUUGAUAGAAGUUUAAUUGUUUGGA